Messenger RNA from Sebastes umbrosus (honeycomb rockfish), 1682 nucleotides. RefSeq names its product prostaglandin reductase 3-like. Gene Ontology annotation, cellular component: mitochondrion. The coding region runs from base 275 to 1516 and encodes 413 amino acids. Gene Ontology annotation, molecular function: oxidoreductase activity; zinc ion binding. The transcript has 2 exons. NCBI's taxonomy places the organism in Eukaryota, Metazoa, Chordata, Actinopteri, Perciformes, Sebastidae. The record is from RefSeq and is a predicted model, not a curated record.
CAGGGCUGCACCACAGCUACCAUUUAAACCCAAAUGCUACAUUGUUGUUUUUUUUUGCAAACAGAGAGGCACGCUGCACAAAUAUUGCGCCUUUUAUUUGUGUUUAAAAGCUCGUGCAGCCCGGUUCAGCUCGGCUUGGCCUGCUCGCUGUGUAGGCUACAGAGAGGAGGAGAGCAGCCCACAGCGCAGGCUAACGGCAGCCCGGCUCACUGCCGCCACUAACGGAGCCUGCUAGUCAAGUUGUCCGUGAACUUUGUCACAUUUGGGAGGCGUCAUGUCCAGCCUCCUGCUGCUGCUGGGGCGGACCGGGAGGAGCGGCAGCAGAGCGGUGUCGGUUGUGUCGGUGGUCGGAGCGGGUCGCAGAGGAACCGACGCACUUUCCGGAGUUCACCCGGUGGCUCCGCGCCGCUCCAUCAUAGACAUGUCCUACUCCGCGCACUUCAUGGAUUUUAACGGCUCGUCCAUACCGAGCAGCAUGAGGAAGCUGGUCGUCAACAAGCUCAGUCCUGAUUUCAGAGAGGCCGUUUCUAUUCAAACCGUCGCGGUUCCGACUCCCGGAGACGCGGAGCUGCUCGUGAGGAACCGUUUUGUGGGAAUCAACGCCUCUGAUAUUAAUUACUCUGCAGGCCGGUACGACCCCUCGGUGAAGCCCCCCUUCGACGCCGGUUUCGAGGGUAUCGGUGAGGUUGUUGGCCUCGGCCUUAGCGCCAGCUCCCGUUACACCGUCGGGGACACCGUGGCCUACUUUGGCAGCGGUGCGUUCGCAGAGUACACAGUGGUGCCAGCCAAGGAAAGUGUGCCCGUCCCCUCGGUGAAACAAGAGUUCCUCACCCUGCUGGUCAGCGGCGCCACGGCCUACAUCGCCUUGAAACGCCUGGGCGACCUGGCCAAAGGCGAGACGGUCCUGGUCACGGCGGCAGCGGGGGGAACGGGACAGUUCGCCGUGCAGUUUGCCAAGCAGGCCGGUUGCCACGUGAUCGGGACCUGCUCAUCCAACGAGAAAGCCGGCUUCCUUAAAUCCAUCGGCUGCGACCGGCCGAUCAACUACACCACAGAAGAUCUGGCCAAGACGCUGAAGAAAGAGUACCCGCGAGGCGUAGACGUGGUGUACGAGUCAGUCGGAGGCAGCGUCUUAGAGCUUGCAGUGAACAGUCUGGCCAAUAAGGGGCGGCUCAUAGUGAUCGGCUUCAUCUCGGGGUACCAGACGGCGUCAGGGGUCCCGGCCUUCAGAGGGGGAACGCUGCCGGUGAAGCUGCUCCAGAAGUCGGCCAGCAUGCGGGGAUUCUUCCUGCCCCACUUCGUCAGCGACUACAGGGAGGCUCUGGGUAGCAUGAUGCAGAUGUUUGCCAAGGGGAAGCUGGUGUGUGAGGUGGACUGUGGGGAUUUGGCUCCGGAGGGGAGGUUCGUAGGCUUGGAGUCAGUCUUCCGGGCGGUGGACUACAUGUAUGCUGGGAAAAACCUGGGCAAGGUCGUGGUGGAAGUGGCACCGCCCCCUGUUAGCGAUAGUAAACUGUGAGUUAAGUGAUCGUUAAUGCACAAAAGAAAAAAUCAUACUUGAACUCAAAUGAUUGAAAUCUGCAGGGCUUUAAUAGAGGUUAUUUUCUUUAUUUUUGUAAGAUGAUUAAUAUAACAAUAUAAGUAAAUCUACACAAUGCUUUUACGAAUAAACAUAAUGAGCUUUA